Molecule: messenger RNA, 666 nt
Organism: Medioppia subpectinata
Lineage: Eukaryota; Metazoa; Arthropoda; Arachnida; Sarcoptiformes; Oppiidae
Source: the annotation of a GenBank genome assembly
GUGCGGACCUAUUGUGCCGACAAAUUGAUGCCAAGGAUUUUGAUGGCCAACAGAAAUGAAAGUUUUGAUCGAAAUAUAAUGUCAGAAAUGGGAAGUUUGGGUCUUUUGGGACCAACUAUUAAGGGCUACGGAUGCGCUAAUGUCUCGACCGUCGCGUACGGACUCAUCGUCAGAGAAGUGGAAAGAGUGGACAGCAGUUAUCGGUCGGCGUAUAGCGUCCAGUCAUCACUUGUUAUGCAUCCCAUCUAUGCUUUUGGUAGUGAAGAGCAAAAAGAUAAAUAUUUGCCACAACUGGCGAAGGGAUCGUUAAUAGGCGCUUUUGGAUUGACUGAACCCAAUCACGGAAGUGAUCCGUCAAGUAUGGAGACGAAGGCUGUCUUUGACUCCGCGUCGAAGACCUAUACGUUGAACGGAACGAAGACAUGGAUAACAAACGCUCCGAUCGCUGAUGUGUUCAUAGUUUGGGCUCAUUUUGAGAACAGAAUUCGAGGCUUUAUUCUGGAGCGAGGAAUGAAAGGUCUGUCGACUCCUAAAAUCAAUGGAAAGUUCUCAUUGAGAGCGUCGGAAACGGGAAUGAUUUGCAUGGAAGACAUUAAAGUGCCUGAAAGUAGUCUUCUUCCCAAAGCCGAUGGCCUGAGGGGUCCGUUUGAAUGUCUGAAUAACGCC